UACACAGACUGCGAGGCAUCCAGACCGAAAUGGCGGCUGAAUGGAAACAGAAGUGUGAUUCAGAAUGGGCUUUGGGGGCUAACGGUGUCCCCAUGCCUGAUGGUGUGGACUGGAAAUAUGUUUGUGAGAAGAAGCCGUUUGAGCGGAAUCUGCUCCAGAACCCAUCGCCGUACGGUGUGAGCCACAAGACCCCACCACCUGAACAUCCUGUUACAGGAGUGCCACCUCCGAGUCACCAACCACCCAGGUUUGAGCCAGAGGGUAAUUUCUCUGGCUGGAGCACCAGUACAGAGGUCUUGCCUUAUGACACUAGUGGGAUUCCCCCCGGAGUUGUGAUCUGCCACUUGCCUCAGCACAGGUGGUUCUCUUUAGAGCAACGUGUGGACCUGAAGGCAGAAGGUCUGUGGGACCAGGUGCUGGAUGAGUUUCAACCAGAGAUAGUCAUUGAAGACUGGUAUGAGGAAAGCCAGCUUCAUAAAUAUAUCUAUGUGCUUGAAGUGAAGCUCUUGGGCGCUGAUGGUAAGACAGUCAUCAAAGAGCACACCUGUAGCCCUGAAGAAGAUCUGGAGUGUUAUUCACACACUUGGAAAAAGGUCUCCCAUGUAUUCUCAAACUAUGGGCCUGGGGUGAGGUACAUUCACUUCCUCCACAAACUGAAGAACAAGUUCAUGAUUGAAUUUUUUAAUACCAAGGUUACAGACAGCUCAAUUGUGAUCAAGGUCACCAAAUCAGUGUAAAAUGGGCCAUCACGGUGAGGAAAAUAAUGAGACGUGAGGCACUUCACAGAUAACACUUUUGAAAAUAAAAAUCGCUGUUGUUUGUAUGUUGUUGAAAUGUUUUCAUACAUUGACAGCACAUGUAUCCAGCACCUUAUCAGUGCAAUAAAACAGAAGUGGUCAUCAUU
Molecule: messenger RNA, 904 nt
Organism: Misgurnus anguillicaudatus (oriental weatherfish)
Lineage: Eukaryota; Metazoa; Chordata; Actinopteri; Cypriniformes; Cobitidae
Gene: nccrp1
Product: P1, F-box associated domain containing
Biological process (GO): SCF-dependent proteasomal ubiquitin-dependent protein catabolic process; glycoprotein catabolic process; ERAD pathway
Cellular component (GO): SCF ubiquitin ligase complex; cytoplasm
Molecular function (GO): ubiquitin protein ligase activity
Source: RefSeq, a predicted model, not a curated record